AUGGAGAAAAAGGAGUCGGACAAGAAAGUCUCCCAUCACGCCAAGGACCACAGACUUGCUCUUGAAAACAGGGGCAGUGGCCAUGUUUCUCAUGUCGAGGUCAACGUGCUUAACGGUUCGAGUAUCAGACUAGAUCGAGAGUCACCAUUGUACGUAUUCACGAGUCAUUUUCGAUAUGAAAGGAUCCUUCGGACAGGCCAAAAGAUGGGCACACCAGUUAGAGGUGAUGAAUUCCUCAUCAUGGUUGACAUUUCACGCUCUGCUAUAUUCAUCAACAUCGUGGAUGAACUCCUCAUCGACCCAAGCAAGCUCUUGGUUCAGAUGGGUUCACAAGGAAGUUUCACUACAAGGACUAUUUGA
Messenger RNA from Linum trigynum, 360 nucleotides. The record is from the annotation of a GenBank genome assembly. NCBI's taxonomy places the organism in Eukaryota, Viridiplantae, Streptophyta, Magnoliopsida, Malpighiales, Linaceae.